AUGUGGACAAUUAAUGAUUUCCCCGCCUAUGGAAACUUAUCUGGUUGUGUUGUUAAAGGAUAUAAAGCUUGUCCAAUAUGCGGCGAUGAUACACCUAGUCACAGGUUGAAAAAUGGCCACAAAAUUUGUUACAUUGGGCAUAGAAAAUGGUUACCAAUCAAUCAUCCAUAUAGGAGGCAACGUGCAGCUUUUAAUGGGAAACCUGAAUAUUGCAUGCCUCCCGAGCCAUUAACCGGAGAAGAAGUGUUGCAUAUGGUUGAAGAUGGUGACACAGUUUGUUGGAAGAAGAAAUCAAUAUUCUUUGAUCUCGAGUAUUGGAAAUACCUUCCUGUGAGGCAUGUCCUAGAUGUUAUGCACAUUGAGAAGAAUGUUUGCAAUAGUAUCAUUGGUACAUUGAUGGAGAUCCUUGGAAAAAAUAAAGAUGGGAUUGCUGCUCGAUUAGAUUUAUUGAACAUGGGGGUCAAAACUGAUUUGCAACCGGAGUAUGGAGAAAGACGUACUCGUUUGCCUCCCGGGCCUUGGAAUUUAUCAAGAGCAGAGAAGAGAGAGGUUUGCAAUUCUUUCUAUGGUAUGAAGGUCCCUGAAGGUUAUUCUUCAAAUAUAAAAAAUCUUGUAUCUUUACAAGAUUCAAGACUUCUUGGCCUUAAAUCACAUGAUUGUCAUACCUUAAUGCAACAAUUGCUCCCUGUGGCAAUUCGUUCUGUUUUGGAGAAGCAUGCAAGGAAUGCAAUAACUCGUUUGUGCUUCUUCUUCAAUGCUAUAUGUGCAAAGACUGUUGAUGUUUCCAAGUUAGAUAAGUUGGAAGAAGAUGUAGUAGUUACUUUGUGUUUGCUUGAGAAGUACUUUCCCCCUUCAUUCUUUGAUAUCAUGGUUCAUCUAGUAGUACAUCUUGUCAGAGAAGUUCGUCUAUGUGGGCCAGUAUAUUUUAGAUGGAUGUAUCCGUUUGAAAGAUAUAUGAAAGUGCUAAAGGGGUAUGUUCAGAAUCGUACUCGUCCCGAAGGUUGCAUUGCUGAGCGGUAUAUAGCUGAAGAAGCUAUAGAGUUUUGUACCGAGCAUUUAUCUGAUGUUAGUACAGUUGGAGUGCCUUCAAGCCAAAAGAUGGGAGUUUCAAAGCCAUUAUCAGGUUGCACAGUGAGCGUAGUUGAUCGGGACCUGUUGAACCAAGCACAUCUAUAUGUCUUGGAGAAUACGGAGGAAGUCCUACCUUAUAUCGAGCAACAUAUGAUCCACAUCAAGACCGCUUAUCCAAAAUUUAGAAAGAGAACAAAGUGGCUGCAGGAUAAGCACAAUAGCACUUUCAUUCAAUGGCUACGCUUCAAGGUUCAAAGUGAACUUAAUGAAGAAGACAAUUAUGGCUUAUCAGAAAAUUUAAGGUGGCUAGCAGCUGGUCCAAACAUGGCAGUGCCAUUAUAUAGGAGCUAUCUUAUUAAAGGUAUUAAAUUCAACAUCAAGGCACAAGAUGAUGUGCGGACAACUCAAAUAGUGGAGUUUAUUUACUUGCACAUACUAUGCAAGUUGCUAGUGCCAAGGAUAAAAACCCAAUUAUCUCAAAUAUGGGUUUCUAUGGUGUCAUUCAAGAAAUUUGGGACCUUGACUACCAAAAGUUUACAAUCCCAGUCUUUAGGUGUGAUUGGAUAG
Messenger RNA from Prunus armeniaca (apricot), 1638 nucleotides. The record is from the annotation of a GenBank genome assembly. Lineage: Eukaryota; Viridiplantae; Streptophyta; Magnoliopsida; Rosales; Rosaceae.